Molecule: messenger RNA, 16431 nt
Organism: Cyclopterus lumpus (lumpfish)
Lineage: Eukaryota; Metazoa; Chordata; Actinopteri; Perciformes; Cyclopteridae
Gene: rnf213a
Product: ring finger protein 213a
Exons: 67
Coding region: 184-15816 (5210 amino acids)
Biological process (GO): ubiquitin-dependent protein catabolic process; negative regulation of non-canonical Wnt signaling pathway; sprouting angiogenesis
Cellular component (GO): nucleolus; membrane; cytosol
Molecular function (GO): ATP hydrolysis activity; ubiquitin-protein transferase activity
Source: RefSeq, a predicted model, not a curated record
AGACGACGCCCAUUUCUCACUAAACGAAACCUUCCAACACACGCGGAAAUGAGAGGACUGCAUCGGGAGUCUCUGCGGGCGCGUCGGUCGGUCCGCACAUGACGUGAACGUCCGGGCUCCUGUCCCUCUGCAACGCCGAAGAAAGGGGUCGCGACGCCCGAACGAGACCACUGACGUCCAAAGAUGAAGUGCCCAAGUUGUAACCAUACUAUUUGUGAGAAGUCCGCCAAGUUCUGCAGUGAGUGUGGCCAGAAGAUAUCAGUCCCACCUGCAAACACACAAGAUACAAGCGAUCAGCCCAAGCACUUGGUAGGAGACUCGAAAGGUGCAGCUGAGAAAUCUCUUUCUCGAGAAAACCACCCACCUGCAUCCUCCAAACAACCAAAUGAUGUGACCAACAUCAACACAAAGAAAAAGAAAAAACACAAGAAAAAGAAAAAGAAGAAGAAAGAUGACAUCUUGUCAUCAGACCUGUCCCAUCUCUCCCUGGAAGACACCCAGGGGAAGAAGACGCAGAGUGUGAGAGACUCUUCUGACAGCGAAAGCUCAGAUAAUGCAAAGGAUGAAACACUAGACUCUCUGCAAGAUGGACCCGCCUCACUGGAGAGCCAGCCUGGUUCCCUAACCGCUAACAUUCCCUCUGCACCAUCUGAAGACACACAAGUGGUCCAGAGUGAAACAUCUGCUGCAGCAGUAGAAGCAAGACCUGCCACGCAUCCUCCGGGUAACCCUGACGAUGAGGAGGAGAGCAAUCCACCCAAAUCAACUCGGGACCAGAAACUCAAGACUGGAGCAGCUGACACUCCGACACCCAUCUCAGAAGACGGCAAGAGUGCCGCUUCUCAGUCCGCUUCAUCCAAAGGGACGAAGUCCACCGACCCUCCGGAACAAGAGACUGACAAGAAAAAGUCCAAGAACAAGAAAGACACGACCGCCACGAAACAAUCCUCACUGGACCAGAAUGCCAACGUGGAGCAACCUGCGAAACAGAAAGGACAAAUCAAACCCAAGGAAAAGAGUCAGCAGGACCAGACACAGAAAGACGCUGUGGCAGCUGAUCAAAACAUGGUUUUUGGUCCUGAAAAACCACCAAAGGCUGACGGCACCGGCUCCAGUGUGGACCCAGAGGGCACAGUGGAGCACACGGGGGGUCAGCAGUCUGGCAGCGAGCAGGACUCGACUGCAGCACAAGACGCCGACAAGGGAAGUAAAGACGGCAGCAGGAAGACCAGCAGCCCAGCUGCCCCGACACCCAAAAAGCCGACCAGGAACCAGAACAUCGACGCAAGUGACAGACUCACGAUUUACUUCCAUGCAGUUCUGUCCAAGGACUUCAAAUUUGUUCCAAAUGAAGAUCGCAUUUUCAUCCGAGCCGGGAAAGUCCUCGGAACUUGGGAAGAGAAUGCCGUUGAGCUGUCGGUGACCAAGGAUUGUGCAGACCAUGGUUUUCUGGUCGAGGGCAGUCUGCAAACAAGCAAAAUGAAGGCUCAGUCUGAGUCGAUACCAUACAAAUAUGUCGUCUAUAACCUUAAAAAGGGAAAAUAUGAGUAUGAGUACAUAUACAAACUGGAUUCUACACAUCACACCACCAACAGAUGCUUGUUUGUGAAACCCCAUCUCGUCAAUGUCGAUGGGGACUGGCAUCAAUACGAUGACAUCGUCUGUGCAGAGCCAUCAAAGAACGUGCUCAAACGCAUUAAAGAAACAAUCUGGCCUGAACAAAGGAAGAAUCUGAUUGCAGGCAGAGGGAUUGCUGGGAAUAUAAUGCUGGAGUCCAUAUUUGAUCAUCUCCGGAGCUGGACGGAUACCAACUUGACAAGUUUUCUGAUCCAGCUGAAUCAGUUCUGUCAGGUCUAUGGGGAGCCUUUUGUGUACGAAGAAAAACAAAAGAAAUGGGGCUCUUUAAACUAUGGAGAAGAAGAUGUGAAGCAGAUGAUAAAGGAAUUCAUGCUGAGAAAGGUGAUUCCUCAGUUGCUGAAGGAUGGAGAUGGGAAGAUGCUCUACAUGGAGGAUCCCAUUAGAGCGGCCGUGAUCAUGCUCUCUGUGUGGAGAAAGCUCCGAUUUCGACUGGACAGUGCUGAGUACCAUCGGCUCUGCAGUGCGCUCUGUUUACCCAAACUAGACAAAGAUGACUUCCUCCAGUAUUGGACAAAGUUUUCUCAGGAUGUCGCUACCCUCAAAAAUCUGCCAGAAAUAUUGGUGACUCUGAUCGGCUAUGUGAGAACAGAGGGAAUGACGAGAUGGAUUCUGGUACUACCGCUCCUCCACCUCCUCAAAGGCACCACAAAGCCCUUUGAAGCAGCAACCUUAGGAAACUCAAGUAUUUUAUCCUGGGCAGGUUUGCAAGGCCUUGGAAUCACUUCCUCUACGUACAUGAACAGUCAAGAUAGGAAGGGAUUGGUGAAUGUGGUGAAAAGCCACAGUUACUUGAUGGAAGUGGAUGCACUUUUAGUGCGAUCCUGCUUGUUCUUGAUGCCAUUAGACGGCCUGAUGGACUGCGUCCUUAACGUCAACACAGAGCUUUUGGACAUGCUUCAUGUGUUCACCAGCAAGGCUCCCCAAGACUUCUCCUACAGUAGCUUUCAGACGGCAUCUGACAUUCUCUCACAUAUCCAAGGACAACUGAUUGAGGAAAAAUACAGUCCUUUCACCGCGGCUUAUAGGCGAGAGUGCCUCGCAACAGCAGUGCAACUGUUAGUGAAGCUCUGCAAUGGAGUCAAACCGCCAUCGUACGGCCAAAACUACCUUGAUAUUCCGGUAGCUUGUGUGAAUCUGGUCGCAUCAGUGUCAGACUUUGUUCACUGUAACAAACAGCAGGAGACUCAAGAAGAAGAAAGAGAGCAGAAAUAUGCAAAAGACGCGGAGAUCUCUGAGGCAAAGAACACUAUGAGAAACUGGAUCAGCCGGUGCUUCAAGCAGGCUUUGCUGAACAGGGGUGUGUUGUCCAUGUUACGAGUUGAGGCCACAUCGGAGAUCGAGAUGUGGAAUAACGUAAUCUCCAUCCGCUUCAAAGACGAGGAUUGCACAAAAGAAUGGCGGCAGACGUUCACAAUGGAUUUUGAGGGCAAGUACAAGCAGGAAUCUGCUGGGCAUCAAAUUGAAUUCUACUGCUCAAAGAUGGAGGAGCUCAAUGAAUCCCAUCCGCACGUCGCUGCUAGUAUUGAGAGAUGUGCUCUUGAGGCUGUUACGUCGUUGUGCCAGAACAAGUCUGAGGGAAAGGUGUUUGAGAAGUACAAGGUGAACUGGAAGUUCGGGAAACUCAUCUCGGCCAUUAUCCAGAAGUCCUGGCCAAAGGACAGUCGAGGAAACUUUCAGGAAGAUGAAGAAUUGGUCCUUCAGCAUCUGCUCUCCUGGACGGCCGCCAAAGAGUAUUUCCAACUGCACGGCGCAGACGAAAAGCUGAUCAAGAUGCUCACCCAAGAUGCCAGGGAUAGAACAGCCAAAGCCAUAUCAUCAUUCUCAGCCAUCGUCAAUCAGCUGGUCAACGGGGACAUUAGGACCAGCCUGCUCAAUAUUGUUUUGGAGAAAAAGAAUUCCUUCUUGGAGCUGCUGAAGAUUGAUUGCCUCUCUGAGAAUGAACAAUACCAGGAUAAUGCCAAAAUGAGGAGGCUGUUACAGUGCAGACGGGACGAGUUGAACGCUGUGUACCACGAGAAGGAGCUCGUGGACGUCCUCUUAACAAUGAGCAACAUACUUGGGGUCUAUAUGACAGUUAAUCUUGGCGACAUGCAAAAGAGACAGCAGGUGAACAUCGAGGUCAUGCCCCUGAACCAUUUCAUGGAGGUCCAUCCAUUUGAACAGCUGCCCUCUCCCCUGGCUGGUGUGGUCACAUACUUUGACUUGGAUGAAGAAGUCAGAAACAUGGCGGAUGUCCUGUCCACCUUUAAAGACAGCCAUAUAUUCAAUGUGUGUUGGGAGAAUAAAGCCAAACUCAUGGUCGCUGCAGCAAUGGAAGAGGACUAUAAUCCAGACGAAGUGGCGAACAUUUCGGCCACACCAGAGAUGAUACAUGAUGACAUUUUCGAGCCGUGCUUUGCUGACUACAAAGACCUCUACACUCGUCUGAAGAAUUGCAGUAUCAGGCUCGAGGAGGUAAACCAGCUCUUCAGAGAUUACAAGGGAAAGUACGAAGAGCUCGCACAGGACCUGGACGUCAUGUGCAGAGUCGAUAAAUCCACCGACAAACAGUGGAUCCACAGCCGGGUUCAACAGAUCGAGCAGUACCACGAGCUUCAUCUGGCUGUGGCUUCGGCUCAAAUUAUCAUGAAGGUCAAAGACACGCUUCAUCUUCAAGGGGACUUCAGGGUUUUGGAGACGCUCACAGAAGUUAAUCAUGCAGACUUUCAGACAGAGCCGCUCAAUAGGAUCGACAACGACUUGAUGCAGGCAAAGAUGGCCCUGGUGGACAUCACUGAGCCCCGCAGGCAGUGCCUCCAGGAGCUGGGACUCAGAGGACACUUUGUAAAAUGGGUAAAAGAUGCACUUGAAGACAUCAAUGAGUUGAAGGUGUUUGUCGACCUGGCUUCAAUCUCUGCGGGAGAGAAUGACAUGGACGUGGAUCGCGUCGCUUGCUUCCAUGACGCUGUCCUCGGCUACUCUUCAAUGCUGUACGAGCUCAAACCAGACUCCGGUUUUCAUGUCUUCAAAGAGGUCCUCAAGAAGCUCUGGGGAGCUUUGAAGAAUGACAGCAACCUACCCAAAAAACUACGGGACAGUGCACGUCAUCUGGAAUGGCUGAAGACGGUGAAGGACAGUCACGGGUCAGUGGAGCUGUCAUCGCUCUCUUUAGCAUCAGCCAUCAACAGCAAGGGCAUCUACCUGAUCAGUGCACAAGGUGUCAAAAAGUUGAGCCUCGACACUGCCCUGAAGCUGCAGAUUCCAGAGGAGCACGAUGAGGGUCAGCAGAUGCGCUGCUAUUCUCUUGAGGACCUGCGGGAGCUGCAGAACAAACUCAUGCUGAUGUCUGGGAAAGGGGAUCAGGGGCAGAAUGAAGUCGAUCACUUCGCAGAGGUUUUCGCCAGUGUUCAAAGACUUGCUGAAGCAUUCAUUGCCCUCUACACUGCUGGGAACCCUCUGUUCAGACACUGGGAAGCUCAUAUCAACUGCAGUCCAAGCAGUGAGGAACCCAGCAUUAGGAUGGACUUCAACCUGGGCAGUGUUCUCAGUGUUCUUCUUGUGGAGGGCAGCAUAGAGGAGCAGCUUCCUGAGUUCUGCAGGAAAAUGGAGAAGUGCCUGCACUUUUGGAGGGAUUUUGUGGACAAACAGAGGUCCCAGCAUUACUAUCUGAACUACUAUACAGCUGAACAGAUUGUCUACCUCUGCGGCAAGCUGACUCAGGAAAAUGUGAACGAUAUGGAGGACCAAGUUCUCAUGAUGCUCUCCUUUGUCAAGCCAAAUUGUACAGCCUCCGAUUUGAGGCAGGUCUGGCAUGCCCUCCAGUAUGAGAUCCUCACCAAACCACAUGAGCAAAAUGAAGACAUUGAGUUCCAGACCUUUGUAAUGGUGCCAGGAAGUGAGCUGGGAGACCCAGACUCCACAAGCGAGUUGGAUCCUCUGCUAAGUCUUGUGGAACAAGCAAACAGUUCGCAAAAAUUUGAUCUGAUGUGGAACGCUUACAUGAAGGACAAGAAGAAUUAUCUUCCGCACAUUCUUGAUAUACACAGUCUCGGAAGACUUUUGGAAAUCCUGGCUAACACAGAAGAUGAGAGCGAAGAAGACAUUUCUGACGAUAACAAUCGGGAUUUCAUAAUGAGGCUGCUACCCAAAGGCCUGUCUACUGGGAAUCCAAACCUUAUUGUGUGCCCGCACGAUGAGGUCUUGACAUCUUGCAUCUCUGUUUACAUGAAUAGCGGCGGUGAGACUCUUCCCACAUAUGAUGAAGUCCUCCUGUGCAACUCCUCCACACCAUAUGAACAGGUGGAACUAUUCCUCAGACGCUGUCUCGGCACAGGCUACGGGGGACAGAAGAUAUACUGUCUCCUGUAUGGAGAUUUGCUCACUUAUGACGUGAGCUCUAAAGUCGAGAACUUUUUUCAGCGAAUGAAAAUGCAGAGUAGGAAAGACUACAGACUUGUUAUCAUCUGCAGCUCGGAAAGAGAACAUGCCUACCUUCCUUCAGCCUUCAGCCAGUACAGAUUACACAUGGUUCCCCAGGAGCCAUUGGCAAGGAUCCAGCGGUACCUCCACAAACACUACGUUGUGCCAGAAGACCAAUGCAGUGCUGCGGCCGCAUUCAAAGACCGACUGUGCGUUGGUGUCGUCUCAUCCAAAAGGGCUGGUGUUGGUAAAUCUCUGUACGUCGAAAGGCUGUAUAAGAAACUUAAGCGCUCAACCAAAAAGCCGGCAAUGAUGAAAUGCAUUCGCUUGGUUGAACCGAAUGUUGACGAGACUGUCAUCCUUCAAUCUCUGUUGAACACCCCGAAGGGGAAAGGGCUUACGAUGUUCCAUUUUGACAUCACAUCAGUGGUGCAGAGAGGUCUCGACGAGUUUCUUUUCAAAUUGUUGAUUCUGCGCUAUUUGAUGGACUCGGAGGGGAAGACUUGGAAGUGCAGCGACAAGCAGCUGUAUGUCAUAGAGAUUUUGGAGCCGACUGUCUUGUCAACCAGAAAUGCUUCACGGCAGGCUCAAACUGUGAACGGCACAUUCAUGGAUGUGUUUCCUAAUAUUUUCUGCCGACCACCCAAAGAGGUGCUAAUGCUAGAGACGAGGAAGCAAGAAGAUCCUACCAUUGUAAGCACUGACGACCCACUGAUGGAUGAUGAAGAAUUCAAGAGUGCAGCCUUUCAACGACCAUAUCAGUAUCUCACACGGUUUCAUAACCACAAUGAUCUUGACGUGUUCAGAUAUCAGGAUGUUGAAGGGUCACAUGUGGAAUGUCUUCAGAUGCUUCUCAUGUUCUGUGGAAUGAUGGACCCAUCCUGGGCAGAACUGAGGAAUUUUGCAUGGUUCCUUAACCUUCAGCUGAAAGACUGUGAGACAUCUGUUUUUUGUGAUGCCACGUUCACUGGAGAUACGCUGACUGGAUUCAAAACCUUUGUGGUGGACUUCAUGAUUCUGAUGGCAAAGGACUUUGCCACUCCAUCACUCAGCAUCUCUGACCAGAGUCCUGGCAUACUCCAGAUGGACUUGACUGGUGUCCAAGAUGAAGACUUGGCUCCUUUUCUGAUCAGAAAGAGAUGGGAAACAGAACCACAUCCAUACAUCUUCUUUAACGAUGACCAUGUGUCCAUGACCUUCAUCGGUUUCCAUCUUGUGCCCAAUGAACAGAACUCUGUUGAUGCCAUUGAGCCCACCUCUGGAAGGGUGAUAAAAAAGAACGUCAUGACAAUGGUAUUGUAUGAAGGCCUAAAGCUUCAGAGAGUCCCUUUCAACAUCAAUUUUGAUUUCCUUCCAAGAGGAGAAAAAAUUGAAAGAAUCUGCAACGUUCUUGGUAUCCAGUGGCCUCUUGAUCCAGAUGAAACGUAUGAGCUUACAACUGACAACAUACUUAAGAUGAUGGCAAUCCAUAUGCGAUUCAGAUGUGGCAUCCCUGUCAUUAUUAUGGGAGAGACCGGGUGUGGCAAGACGAGGCUCAUAAAAUUCCUUUGUGAGUUGCGGAGGAGUGGAGUGGCCACUGAGAACAUGAAACUGGUCAAGGUGCAUGGAGGGACAACUUCGAAGAUGAUUUACACCAAAGUUAGAGAAGCAGAAGUAAUUGCUUCUAUUAACAAGGAAGACUAUGGAUUUGACUCGGUUCUCUUCUUUGAUGAGGCCAACACCACCGAGGCCAUCAGCAGCAUUAAGGAGGUCCUCUGUGACAAGACAGUUAAGGGAGAAGGCUUGACACCAAACUGUGGGUUACAGGUUAUCGCAGCAUGCAACCCUUACAGAAAGCACACAGAUAAGAUGAUUUGGAGGUUAGAAUCUGCCGGCCUUGGGUACAGAGUUGGAGCUGAAGAGACCGAUGAAAAGCUUGGGUCUAUUCCUCUCCGCCAGUUAGUCUAUAGAGUUCAAGCGUUGCCACCAAGUAUGAUCCCUCUGGUGUGGGACUUUGGACAGUUAAAUGAUGACACGGAGAAAAUAUACAUCCAGCAGAUUGUGCAAAGAGUGGUUGAACACAAUGACAUCGAUCAAACUUACAUCGAGUGGAUCACAGAUGUCCUUUCAGCUUCACAGAAGUACAUGCGGACAAGAAAGAAUGAAUGCAGCUUUGUCAGCUUGAGAGAUGUGGAACGCUGCAUGCAGUCUUUUGUCUGGUUCAUCGACAACCACGUCAUGAUGUUUGCAGAGCUGGACAAAUUUGAGAGUAAUCAAAAAGCUGAGAGGAAUGAAAGGCAUUGCAGACACCCUGACGGCAGAGACCCAGUGCUCUGGUCUCUAGUCAUGGCCAUAGGAGUGUGCUAUCAUGCCUGCCUAGAAAAAAAGGAUAAAUACAGACAGAAAAUCAGCAAAAGCCUACCACCAGCAUACACCCCAGCAAAGAUAAUGCAGGAAAUCUCACUCAUGCAGGAUUUACUUCUGAAUGGUGUUCCAAUGGGGGAUACUAUUGCAAGAAACAGUGCCCUCAAAGAGAAUGUCUUCAUGAUGGUUAUCUGCAUUGAGCUAAGAAUCCCUCUGUUCUUAGUUGGAAAACCUGGAAGUUCAAAAUCUCUUUCCAAAACCUUGGUGGCAGAUGCAAUGCAGGGCCAAGCUGCUCAUUCUGAUCUCUUCAAAAAGCUCAAACAAAUCCACUUGGUGUCCUUCCAGUGCAGCCCUCACUCAACUCCAGAAGGCAUCAUUAAUACAUUCAGGCAAUGCGGACGCUUUCAGGAAGGAAAGAACCUGGACGAGUACAUUUCAGUGGUGGUUCUCGAUGAGAUCGGGCUGGCUGAGGACUCUCCAAAGAUGCCACUGAAAACCCUUCAUCCACUCCUAGAAGAGGGAUGCAUUGAUGAUGAACCACAACCUCACAAAAAGGUUGGAUUCAUUGGCAUCUCCAACUGGGCUUUAGACCCUGCAAAGAUGAACAGAGGCAUUUUUGUCUCGCGCGGUGACCCUGAUGAGAGGGAACUUGUUGAGAGUGCUAAAGGCAUAUGCAAUUCUGACGCAAUGGUUUUGGAGAAGGUCCGGGAUUUCUUCCAACCCUUUGCAAAAGCCUACUUGAGCAUCUGUCACAAACAAGGCAAAGGCUUUUUUGGUCUACGUGACUAUUACAGCUUGAUUAAAAUGAUUUUUGCUGUGGCCAAGGCUUCUCAAAGGAAGCCCACUGCCGAAGAAAUCUUGAAGGCAGUGUUGCGAAAUUUCAGUGGAAGGGAUGAUGUGGAUGCAGUUACCGUCUUCACUACAAGUCUGAACAUUGCACCCAACGUAGAGAACAUCAAUGCCAUUGAGUUUGUGAGAGAAAACAUUCAGGCAGUUGGCCAAGAAGAAGAAUGUCGGUACCUGCUGGUGCUAACAAAAAACUAUGCAGCCCUACAGAUCCUGCAGCAAACAUUCUUUUCCGAAAGUGGCCAGCCAGAAAUAAUCUUUGGAUCCAGUUUCCCGAAAGACCAAGAGUAUACCCAAAUAUGCCGCAACAUCAAUCGAGUAAAGAUCUGCAUGGAGACGGGUCAAAUAGUUGUUCUCCUCAACUUGCAGAACCUCUAUGAAAGUCUCUACGAUGCCCUCAACCAAUACUAUGUCUGCUUGGGUGGACAGAAAUAUGUGGACCUUGGACUGGGAACCCAUCGAGUGAAAUGCAGAGUGCACAAAAACUUCCGGCUAAUUGUCAUUGAGGAAAGAGAGGUGGUCUACAAACAGUUCCCAAUACCUCUCAUCAACAGGUUGGAGAAACACUACCUGGACAUCCACACUGUCCUUAAAAGUGAGCAGAAGACAAUGGUGGAUGAUUUGGAAAAAUGGUUGAGACUUUUUGUGCGUCUCAGCAGUCAACAUGCAGCAGUGGCUCGGACUUACACGUACCAACCGCCAGAUGUCUUCAUCGGCUACCACUCAGACACAUGUGCUUCUGUGGUACUUCAAGUAAUAGAGAAGCAGAAGGACAGCAUGGAGAUGUCAGAUCCUGAGAGGAGAAUACUGGAUGAGGCUAAACUCAUACUGCUCAGAUGCGCCACACCGGACUCCGUUGUGCGGUUGGACUGCACAGGCCUUCCCAAAGUGGAGAGUGAAAAUCUGGCCAGAAUCUACUUUGAAGAGCAGAAGACCAGCUGUUUAGCUGACUUCAUUCUUGCUCACACGAUGCAGGAAGCCCACUGCUACUCCUCCUUCACAGAGGUGACAACAUUCUCCAGACUUCUGACAGCAUCUGACCUGGAACCACAAGAGCAAGUGUUGCAUAGUGUUGAGCUUCUCUCACUCCAGCAGUUUGACACAGAGCACUCAUACCUGAAAAAGAUCAGGAACUUCCUCACUGCUGAAAAAGGAAGAAGUAACACCGAACCCUGCAACAAGAUCCUCCUUAUUCAGUGUGAUUUUGAUGAAGCCUCUCACAGUGCCAAUCUCAUUGCAUCUGCAAAGUAUUCAUCCAUAAAUGAAAUCAACAAGAUGACUCAGGAGAGCACAGGAAGCAGGGUGUUUGUCUACUUCAUCACCAGACUGCCAAGAGUGGAAGGCGGGACCUCCUACGUCGGCUUUCAUGGAGGCCCCUGGAGAUCGGUUCACAUUGAUGACCUCAGACGGUCAAAAGACAUUGUCUCAGACAUCAAAGCCUUGCAGAGCAUGACAAUCAGUCAAUUGUUUGAAACAAAGAUGAGUCUCGAGUCCGAAGCCAUGGAGCAUGACGACUUGUACACUGAGAAUGAGCAGGAGGAAGCCGAGUCAAAGGAAAAUGGCUGCGAUAACGUUGUGGACACGACGGCACUGGUGCGAAGCUGUGUGCAGAGUGCAGUCGGCAUGCUGAGGGACCAGGUGGAAAGUGGCCUUCGCAGUACUCAGAGAGUUGAGAUCCUGCUGUCGCUCCUCAGUGACGGCGAUGAAGUCAAAGCUGAAUUUCUGCAAACUGUGAAGAGGCAUCUUCAUUCAUUGCUGGCGACUCGUGAUGGCAACACCUUCUCAUCCAUCAAAAGCAACUGGGUCAUUAAGGAGGCCUCGAACAUUGACGCCUUGCAAGAAGGAGGCACCUUCAGGCACACUUUAUGGAAGCGUGUUCGGGCUGUAGUCGUCCCCAUCUUGGCACAACUGCUUUCAGUCAUCGACCGCGACCAAAACUUGGACAUUCUUCUUGAUGGAAACUGUGGUGAAUUUGUCAAGAGGCUGUGGUUGGAUAUCUUUGGCAAUGAUAAGCUGCUGGAAAUCCCACACCUGGACCACAACUCUGAGACGAGAACAAUCCUUGUACAGAACUACAUUGCUCAAGGCAGGAACGUGAGCUGCAGCAUGCCCUUCAGUUGGAGGAUCAAGGACUACCUGGAGGAACUCUGGGUUCAUGCGUUUCAACAUGAAGGCCACACUCAACGAGAGUUUGAUGAGAUAUUUUGGAAGACACCACUGGGACGAUACAUUGCGAAAGCAGACCGAGAGAUGCAGAUCGAGUUUUUCCAACGCUACCUUCAGGAUUUCAUCGCCAUGACAAUGAACAUAACUUGCCCGGAAGAUCUGCAGUUCCUGUGUGGUGCCCUGAACUGUUGCGUCAAUGAGCUGCGAUUGCAUCACAGUGCCACGGAUACGGCAAUGUCUCUUCCAUGGGUCCAUGCUGCUUAUCAUGGGUUCAAGAACAGGCUGCAGAACCUCUCCAGAAUGAUCUGCAUUGAGCCCCAGGUGACCCAGCACCUCUUGAGGAAUCAUCAUACUCGAGAUGGGGUUGAACUGGUGCUCGAUGUGUAUGCUGCUGUUGCAUGUGUAGAGUACCUGGAGCCGAGACUCCUGGACACAGAAGCCCAAAGACGAGCCUGGCUCAGACGGGUCAAGAAACUCCAGGUUCCCAUUGAGUUGAUCUGCUCAGAUGACAGCGUGAGACGCUACGGAGAGAGGAGCAAGGUGAUCGUCUGUCGAGUCCAAGCUGGAUGGAAUCGGAUAUUCUCUCUCUCUCUAUUUGUGGAACACAUAUUGUUGGGCAUUGAGCAGGUGGAGAAGAAGCUGACACCUGUAGUUUUGGCACACACAAAACGGCUUUGCCAGAUACUGGAAACAAAUUCAGACCUCAAAACAAAGCAGUCGUUUGAGGCAGUAAUUGAUUUGCUCAAAACCUGCAAAGACGAAGCCAUCGAGUGCAUCUUCAGGUUUGGUCUUACGCUGUGCCCAGUGUGUAUGGGAGACCCCCGAGAUCCGCUCUGCCUGCCAUGUGAUCACAUCUACUGUGUAGCCUGUAUCAAACAGUGGUUGGUCCCUGGUCAGAUGUACUGUCCCCUCUGCAUGCAGCCAGUGAACGAAGGCUUCCCCAUGGUCCCUUCAGAUACCAUAAGGACUCUCAUCGACCAACAUGCUCGCUUCAGGAAGCAGUGCAAUGCUUUCUUCAUUGACCUGGUGUCCACUGUGUGCUUCAAGGACAACUCUCCGCCUUGUUCAGCCGUCAUUCUCCAUUUGUUGUCCUUUCUCAUGGUUGAGGUCAACACUGUUCCCAUUCUCAGAGUUAAUCGACAAAUUCUGACAAAGGUGCUCUCCCCGUUUGAUGACUCUGUGGAUAAAAAUCCAGUGGUUCGGUCAGUGGUGCUCAAACUCCUGCUGAAGUACAGCUUCGAUGAAGUUAAAGAUUACCUACAGCAGCAUCUGGUGGCAGUUGAGCAGAGCAACCUCUUGGAAGAGACGGACAAAACUGAACUCUACUUGUUGUACAUCAACUGCCUGGAGGAUUCCAUGUUUGAAAGGUUUCAGUUCAGGUCCAUUGCGUGCCAACGGAGGGGUCUGCAGGAUGAAGGUUCCUUCCUGACAGACUACCUGCAAUCACAUGGUCAGUCUGCUGAAACGGCCACUGUGGAGUAUCUGCAGCAGGUUGCCAGAGUGCGCAUGGACCUGGAUAUGGCUGCAAGCCACAUCACAAAGAAACUCAGAGGCACAGCAGAGUCUCAGGAGACUCAAAGUGGAACCACGGCCUUCCUGACCAGUGCGGAGAAUUUGUGCAGGCGCAGUGGAAACGACUGGUAUCGCGUCUACUUGAUCCGCAAGAUCUGCAGCCAACAUGGAGUGGAGUUUGUCCUGAAACUCCUCAAAGUGGACGCGAUGCGCUGGCUCUUCCCCGAAGAAGUGCUGCAAAAGAGUGAGGAAGUUACUCCAAUAGACCCGUACCUUGUGUGUGGGAAAGACUACAAGACCAUCAGAAAUGCCGUCGCAAAGGGAGUUAUGGAGGGCAAAGUGAACGGGCUGGACGAGAUUUGUGAGGGGUGCAGAUGCUUGCCACAGCAUACAGCAGUUUAUCUUCUGUUGGCACUCUACAGAGAAGUCACCACUCUCUACAGAGAAGCCAAUGCGAGCUUCCAUCCCAAGCCCGAGCAAUUGGAAGCCUUGACGACCUACAUCCAGAACUCCAAAUUCCUUACCAGUCCACAGAUGAAGGCCUUUGCAAGAGCGUUGGUGACCAACCAACUCCAGUUGUUGGCGGUUCGUCCCGGGGCCUCUGGUGCCCAAUCUGUGCUGGUGGACUUGACCAUUCACCUGGCUGCUGUCAUGCUCUGCAGGAACCAGGGGAUGUUUGCUCCCCUGCAGCAGCUGGCAAUGGACCCUGCUAACAUGCAGGCAGCCUUCUUGCCUACCAUGCCAGAGGACAUGUUAGUAGUGGCUCAACAAGCUAUGGGACCGGUAACGUGGUACUAUUGUCCGAAUGGUCACCCCUGCACCAUUGGAGAGUGCGGCCAGCCCAUGCAAAAAGGUCUUUGUCUGGACUGCCGUGCUGAAAUUGGAGGAGAAAACCACUUGCCUGUGAAGGGAUUUCAAGUUGGUCAGCUAAAGAGAGACCGUACUCAGACAGGCCACAUCCUCGGCAACCCCAGUCGCAGGGACAAUCCAGACAUGCUGGACACAAAGAGCAUCUCCCUUGUUCCCUUCACCAUGCUCCGCAUGCUAACUCACAUGGCCAUGUGGUUGGGUGCCUGCAAUCACCCACAGCUUAUCUCUGCCAUCAUCAAGCCUCCAGUCGCUGACCCGGGUGCAUUUCUACUUGCUCACUUGCAAGAGGACAUGAAACAUCUGAUCAGAUCCCUGGGCAAGGGGACAGACGACACCGUCAGCGCCGUCCACCUGCUCAUCAGCAGCCUCCUAGAGCCCAAACAGCCUCUAACAUGGCCCGUUCCUUAUGACAAUGUGCUCUCCACCAAAGAAGCUAGAAAUGGAUGGGAGAUGGAAGUGAGCAACGUCGUCAUCGCACCGCAGCUGAAGCACUUGGACAGACAGCUGAAGGACGUGAACGCGUUCGUCCGGGCUGAUUCUCGCAUCUCAGCCAACCCGAUCAUGAAGCUCAUGUUUGGCGAUCCGCGUCUCUUCUUGGCCUCGCUUCCCCAGAAUUCUGUGAUCCACGGUCCUGCCGUGUGGAGCUGCAGGCAGAAGGUGUCUCUGCUGAGCCUCACCCACAUUGUGGAGCAGAAUGAUGGCAAAGAGACCGUGCCGGUGCUCUGGAGAUUUCUGCAUAGGGAAGCAGAGUUCCGAAUGGUGAAGCACCUUCCCGAUAUCCUCACGCUCCAGAGAGAUCUGGUCAAGAAGUUUCAAAACAUCACGGAGCUGACUUGUGGCACCAUUGCCGAAUUCCUCCACGGACAGAAAGCAGUUUCACUAAAAGCCUGGUAUGAUAAAUACAUCCAAAUCUUCCUGACAACAUGGAAUCAGCUCCGAGUGUCUUUGGCCACCAACGGUGAAAUCAAGAUCCCGGUCGAGUUCUGCCAAAAGGACCUGGACCGCAACAGUGACUUGAAGGUGCUGUUACCACGGCGACAAGGCCCGGGCCUGUGCUCUACAGCCCUCGUCAGCUACCUCAUCGCGCUGCACAACGACUUGGUGUACUGUGUGGAUAAGCACACCGGAGAGGAGACCAGCUACAAAGUGAGCCCUGCAGAUCUGACUGACCUGCAUGUGAUUCGGUAUGAGCUGGAGAGGGACCUGAUGCCCCUGGUUGUGUCCAACACCCAGUACAGCAUUGAGAGAGGCCAGGAGACUCUUCACGAGUACGACUUGCCCAAGAUCCAGCAGCAGAUCGUCUCCCGCUUCUUGCAGGGAAAACCUCUCAUCACUCUCGCUGGCAUCCCUACGCUAGUGAACAGACAUGACCGCAACUAUGAGAUCAUCCUGAAAGAUGUAAAAGCAAAAGUCCAGCAAGAGCCUCUUCAGACUCUCACCCUGUCUGCCGUGGCUGGGGAGCUGCACUCCUACAGUGAGGUGUGUGAGGCCUUGUCCACGCUGGAAGUGGCCCUGGGUUUUCUCGCCAUGACCGGGGGAGAGCCUCUCAUGCAGCUGUCCUGCUACCUGGAGGAGGUGCUGCAGAUGGGAAACCAGAUGGCUGCGCACAUCCUCAAGGCCCUAAGCAUGUGCUGUCUUAAGCAUUGCGUUGCUCUGUGGCAGCUGCUGGUCUCACUCAAAUCAGAAAAUAUGCUGCGACUCAAGAGGGAUCCAUUUGUGGAGGUCUCGGAGACCUACAAGCGGGCCCUGGGUGAGGACGAGCAGCGGCUGCUGACGGGCUUCUUUUCUAAGAGCAGCGCUGACAACUUCCUGCUGGAGAUGCACGAGUUCCUGUUGCUGGUUCUUAAAAAGCCCAAUGCACCUGACACCUACAGGCAUGACUGGAGCCUGAAAGUCACACUGGUGUCUUACAUGGAGCGCAAAGACCUGGACGCCCCGCCUGACGUGGAGGAGCUCUUCCCAGAGGAGAUCCACCUCUCCCAGUAUGUCGAAGCCUGGAAGUUCAGUAUGGCCUUCAAGCAGGAGCGGGGACAGAGACAAUGAAGACAUAAGGAACCGGUUGUUUUAAGUCCCUUGGAUGACGUUUACAAUCAUAAAGCGGUAUUAAAGCUGUAUGAAUGCCUGAUAUGAUGUGUAUUUUACACUUUAUUUAUGCAGAGAAGUGCCUUUUUAUAAGAGCACCGAUGUCGAGCUUCAGAGUGCACUUCACAUUUACAACUCGGCUGUGAAGAGUUGAAUCUCAUCAUGUACAGUUAAGUCUCCUUUCUCGCACUUUUUUUGUGUAAUGUGAAUUUGUCUGUGCUGCAAAGAGGCAGAAAAUACAAUCUGAAUACUUCUCAGGUAUAAUAUGUGGAAUAACUCUGCUGGGGCCACUUGUUUCCAUUCCUUCUUUGUAUUCAUGUCAUGUGUAUGUUAAAGCUGCACUUGCCUUUCUUCCACUUUUUUAAAUUCACUGUCUUUAAAAAGAAUCUACGUAUAUUGUGUAUGAAUAUAUUAAAAAUACAUUUAUUUCUUCAAGUAUAAUUAACUUCAUUUGAUUUUCUUUAAUUUUUCCUCUUAAUGUUCAUCAUAUUUAGAGAACACACUAUUGCCUCGUGGGUUAGUUUUGUUUGUGUGGCAAUAAAUGCGGCUUAUAAUAAAGCAUAUGUGUCACCUUUU